AUGAACUCAAUAAGCGGGGCAGCGAAUAGAAAAGGAGGCGCAUUGGAAGUAGACAACUACAAUGGACUCUAUAAGCACAGACUUAAUUUCUACCAACAAGCACCACUACUUGAAGUGAGUUUGGAAGAAUUUGAAAGCUGGGCUAUAGACAGGCUCAAGAUCCUCGCUGAAAUUGAGGCUUCUCAAGUGAGGAAUAGACCGUUCAAUGAUACAAAGGCUGUGAUUAAGAGCCAGUCUGCUAAGCUGCUCAGUCUUUCUACCAAUUACACUAGAACUGCAACGUUGGAGGCUGAGAGGAAGAAGGAUCACGUCAGUCACUACGUUCUCAGACUGGCUUUCUGCAGAUCUGAGGAACUUAGGCGGCGGUUUGUCAAGGCGGAAACAACACUUUUUAGAAUCAGAUUCGAUGACGCUACGACGGCUGAGAAGAACGCCUUCUUGCAUUCGAUGAAGAGCAGCCAGUCGAGUAAAGUGGAUUGGGAGGAGGUAGACGACGUCGAGAAGGAGAGCUUGAGACCUUUCCUUAUCAGCUCGAAUCCAGGUAUCGCAAUCAAACCAGCUGAGUUUGAAAAGGAGCUCUAUUACAAAGUCAAAUGGACUCAAGUUCCUGAGCUAGUCGAGAGACGCCGCGUCUUCCUGAAGCAAGGAUACGCUUAUGUGCCAAUGCGCGAGCAGACAUCGCUCAUCCUCAACUCUUUCUCCUCGCAGCUGCAGCAAGCUUUAGAGUUCACAGCCAAAGCGCUUCCACGUCUCGACGAAGACAGUCGACUGCUACCAGUACUAUCGCAUCUAUCCCUGUCAUUCCUCGCUGGUCUUUCAUCUGAAGCUUUCGACCCCGCUUCCUUCAACUCAGAUCGCAAAAUCUCAGCCGAGUCGAUCGACAUGCUAGCCAAGAAGCAUUUCCCAAUGUGUAUGCGCAGCUUACACGACAGACUGCAGAACACCCACCACCUCAAACAUUUCGGCAGGUUGCAGUAUACACUUUUCUUGAAAGGUAUUGGUUUGAGUGUAGACGAAGCCAUAGUGUUCUGGCGCAAGAGCUACGGUGCCAAUAUAUCAGACGACAAAUUCAACAAGGAAUACCGAUACAACAUUCGUCACAGCUUUGGUUUGGAGGGUGGUCGUAAGUCGUAUCCCCCACGUUCAUGUCAAAAGAUUAUCACACAGGAUCAGCCAGGACCCCAAGAUAAUCAUGGCUGUCCUUUCAGACACUUCUCCUUAGAUCAUCUCGUUCCUUCUCUACGCGCUACAUACGGUAUAACAGAUACGAACGAUCUAAAUGAAAUCACAGGUGCUGUAAAGGCGCAGCACUUCCACGUAGCUUGCACGAGGGUCUUCGAAAUAACCCAUGCUAAUAAAGGUGUCAGAAAGGGCGAUGGUUUGGGCGGUGGCGAGAGCGUCAACCAUCCUAACAGAUACUUUGAGCGAUCGUUGGAGCUGUCUGGAGAAGCACAGGCUGAGCCUAUGACUGUAGAUGGUGCUUAG
Messenger RNA from Wallemia ichthyophaga EXF-994, 1485 nucleotides. RefSeq names its product DNA primase large subunit. The transcript has 6 exons. Gene Ontology annotation, biological process: DNA replication, synthesis of primer. Gene Ontology annotation, cellular component: alpha DNA polymerase:primase complex. The coding region runs from base 1 to 1485 and encodes 494 amino acids. The record is from RefSeq and is a predicted model, not a curated record. NCBI's taxonomy places the organism in Eukaryota, Fungi, Basidiomycota, Wallemiomycetes, Wallemiales, Wallemiaceae.